UGUAAGAAAGAAUGUGGUAUCAGUUUUCUUUUUUGAUACAGUUUGUAAUGUUGAAGGUGAUGUUGAGGAGGCCUUAGCCCUCGAGUUUGAAUUCAGGUCACUCCCUUUUUUUUUUUAUAAAUACUUUAAAAAAGCUAUCACCCAGAUACCCCCCUUUUUUUCCCCCCGUAAUCCUUUCCAAGUGAUAGGAUCAUAGUGUAUUGGAAAAGCUAAAAGCAUGUAAUUGUGCUAAAAGCAUGUAAUUGCGCUAAACAAAAACAAUAGCUAAAAAUAUUUGUAAUCGCACAGAUUUAUAAUUGUUAGUUUAGAUCUAUUACAAAUUUAAUUACAUGACUGAUCCAAACUAAUUGAUACACAUUAUUAUAAGCUUUGUUUUUUUAAAAAGUAAUUUUCUGUAUUUUUCUUCUUCCUUGAGACUCUAUCAUACUGUGCUAGGUAUACAUGAUUACUAAGUCAGUGCAUUCCAAUAAGUGCUGCUCAUUGAGCCCUAUAGCCCUAUGUAAAUGAAGACACAAUUCUGAUACUGCUUUUCUUGUUCACUCCACUUUGCUAUCACUGCAUCUAUAAUGAUUUAAUACCCUCAUCUCUUAAUGAACUGAUUGCUUUCUAUGUCCCUUGGACAACUACUUUUCAUGGACUUCUAGUUUCUCGAUGUUUCUCUCUCAAGGCCUAAGUGCCUUUUCAGUACAUGGACCAAAGGUUGGACCAACAGUUGUAGCUCAGGGAGUCUACAUGCAUCACUACAUACAUCUUUACAUGCAUCAUUAUAUUUAAGAAUAACAUUUUGACAUUCCCAUUCACAUUUUGAAAGCUACUUGAGCCUACAUUGUGUUUAUUAACAGUAUUAUAUAAAUAAUGACAUCAUUAUUAAUAUUGUAGAAAGGAACUAAUUCUCACUCUCUGGCACUGCCAGGGUUGAGCUUCAUGAAAGGGAAACAAAAUUCAUUAUAUUCCCCUUAACCCUCAAAAUGCGUGGGGCCACGAUCGUGGCUUGGUGUAAACAGAAAUUAUAAGGCGUGAGGCCACGAUCGUGGCUUCGUUUAUAUACGGUCGUUUCUUUCGUAUUUUCUCUGUAAUUAGUUGCAAAACCGUACAUAUCCGUUUACUUCCUUCACUUCCGACUUUGAAUUUGCAAAGGACGCCAAGUUAAUUUCUUUCUAGACGAUUUUAAUCAAUCAAAAAUGAGUAGUGACAGUCAAGUUAAUUUUCCAAAUCUGAAUAAAGACAACCUAACUGACGAUGAAUUUAUGGAUUCUGAUUUAGAUGAAGAUUUAUCUGGUAAGUGCAAAUUAUACGGAUAAUUAGAUCUAGAUCUAAAUAUAGGCAAUAUUCUUCACGUGUAGCGAUCUUUUUUUUUUUUUUUAACAAAUGUUUUUAUCCAUAGAUUAUUUUAAUUUGGGGUGACUAAAAGGGACGUGGCACCUCAAAGUGUUUGUUUACAUUAUUAGAUUAGAUCAAUAUUUGAAAAUUAGUAGGCUUUAAUUUAAAAUAUUAGUGAUAUUACUAAUAUUAGAUCUAAUAGUAAUAGAUCUAGGUCCUAAGUCUAAGUCAAUCUGUAAUAUAAUAAUUUCAGUAUAAUUAGUCUAGAUCUAUAUCUUAUGAUAAUUUUUUUUUCUUUCUCUUCAGAAUCAGAUGAGGCAGAAUCUUUUACAACCUCUGCUGAAGAAUGGACACCUGUUGAUGAUCAUGAUUGUGGUCCCAGGCCAGUUUUAUUUACAGCCCAACCAGGCCCAAAACAUGCACCAGCUCCAGAUGCAAAGCCUGUGGACUAUGUCAACCUUUUUUUGACAUCGUCAAUUUGGUUGUAAACGAAACCAAUAAGUACUCCAGGCAAUUCAUCUAAGAUAACCAUGAAAACCUGGAAACUACGCCAAGAUCUCGUGUCCACAAAUGGAAGAGUUUAGGGCAUUUUUAGGUGUGACAAUGAACAUGGGAUUAAAUAAAAAGCCCAACUAUAACGCUUAUUUGGACUCCUGCAAUCUGAGCCAAGAAACACCUUGGUUCCCUGUUCACAUGAACCGAGAUCAGUAUCAGAUUAUUCUAAAAUUUCUUCAUUUCGCUGACAACACGCUGUUACCAGAUAGAAAUGAUCUUGGUUUCAAGCUUUUCAAGGUGCAAGAACUUAUAAAGUAUUUCAAUGCUAAAUUUAAAUGCUUUUACCACCCCACUAAAAAUGUCAGCAUUGACGAAAGUAUGAUUGGGUUUAAAGGAAAAAAACCCUCAUAUCCGCCAGUUUAUGCCUAACAAGAGGCAUGCCAGAUUUGGAAUUAAGAUGUGGUGUUUAUCAGACAGUGCUAAUGGCUAUCUUUGCCAGUUUGAAAUAUAUGAGGGCAGUCAAGGAAGAAGAAUCGGCAAUGGCAGGUCUUAUACACAUGAGCUUAUUAUUAGGCUUAUGACUGCAGCCGGUCUGUUAAACAGAGGACACCACUUAGGGAUAGACAAUUUUUUUACCUCCAUAGAAUUAUUGGAAGAACUUUUCACUGAAAACACUACAGCUACAGGAACUGUUAGAUCUAACAGAAAAGGGCUACCAGAUGUUUGUGUAAAAACUAAAUUAAAAAACAAGGAGCUCAUCGCAGCCAGAAAUCUGCUUUGCUUGGCUUACCAGGAUAAUAGCAGAAAGCCAAUCUUGCUGUCUACUGCUAGUAAAGCUGGUCUCAUUGAUACAGUAAACAGCAGGAAACAACCUGUAAGAAGACCUGCUGUGAUUCAUGCAUAUAACCAGGCCAUGGGUGGUGUUGACUUAGGCGACGAAAAACUUUACAAGUAUAUGGCUGAGCGCAGAAGCUUGAAAUGGACAAAUAAAGUUUUUUUUUCCCUAUUUGGAAGAGCUAUUCUAAAUAGCUAUAUAAUCUACCAUAGCAACACAUCAGACAGACCAAAGCUCUCAAGGUACAAUUUGAUCGUGUCUGCACUAGAGAGCAUGACAUCAAACUUUGUUCCCCAAAAAGUGAUACGUAGAAAACGCACUAGAACAGAGAUGGAGGCUGCAAGAAUGGGUCCAACACCACUAACCCAGACUGUAGCAGGUCAUCCACUUGAUGGACAUGAUCUUAGCAAACUGCCAGUGGGGAAAAAACAACAGUGUGUUGCUGGUCAUCCAACUCGUGUCAGAACUGGGUGGGAGUGCUCAGGAUGCAAAGUUGGACUGUGUCCUGAGUGUUUUGCUAAAUAUCACAGACAGUUGUAAAUAAUCAUUCUUUCUACUUUUACAACUCUUGUAUAUAUGUGUGUAUAUAUAUUUUUCUUAAAAUUUUCUAAAUGUGGUGUUUUUUUUCAAGUUUUAUUAGUUGUGAUUCUCACGGAUUAAAUUUUUAUUGUGCUUUUUUAAAAAAUGGUUUGUAUUAUUUUUUAAAAUAAUUUUUUAUUUUUUAUAAAUAUAUGUUAAUUGUCUGGACUUAAUUAAAUUCCUUAUUCAAUUAGCUUUUCAAAAAUGUAUAGGUUCAAUAGGCUACUAUGCAUAGAUUAGCUACUAAAAGAAAAAUAAGCAAGUGGGUAUCCAAUGUUUGUAAACACAAGAAUUUUAAUCCCACUUUUCAAUGCACUCUCUAUAAAAUAGCUGAGCAUUUGAAGGAUUAACAGUGUCCACUGAGAAAUUUUCAGAUGAUGUGGCACGUCUGCAGCAGUAUUGCCUCUGACUGGUAACUAGAAUCUUCUUAGGGAGGUUUAGGACUUUGAAUAGUUUGUGAGGUCAGUUGUCACUAUCCCCUAGGUUGAUAUAACAAUAGGGUAUAUUGUUUUUUUAGAUCACUUCCAUAGUUGCCUAAUCUCUAAUCUUAGGUUUUCAUAUUAUUAUUAAUAUUAGUAGUAGUAGUAUUGGUAUUCAUGUGUGCUGAAAUGAAAGUUUUCUAUUUUAAUACAAGAGACUUAUGUAGUGUCAUAUUGACUAGUUUUAUCUUUUUUUUUUCAAAGUAAUCAUUUUGGUCCAGUUGCCUGCACACGAAUAUGUAACAACAACAUUAUAUAGACACAUAUGUGCCAAAUUGAUCCAAAAUUUUCACUCUAUAAAACAAUGCUUUAUACCAGGUAAUACAUACAUUUACUCUAGAUGUCUGGUAUGACCAGGUCUCUGAGCUCUUUCCUUGACCAGUCCAUGUUUUCAUUGCCACAUUGUUGAGCUGCUGUACUCAUGAUAAAACCUUUAAAGUUAUUGUGUGGUUUCUUUUUUUUUUAGUAUGUUUUCGGCCUGAUUUUUUGUUAGUUCAUGUCUUUCUUCAAUGCAAUAAAAUAAUAUUUUGUGUUUCUUUUU
Molecule: messenger RNA, 4249 nt
Organism: Biomphalaria glabrata
Lineage: Eukaryota; Metazoa; Mollusca; Gastropoda; Planorbidae
Product: piggyBac transposable element-derived protein 4-like
Exons: 1
Coding region: 2237-3190 (317 amino acids)
Source: RefSeq, a predicted model, not a curated record